Messenger RNA from Corticium candelabrum, 4138 nucleotides. RefSeq names its product DNA excision repair protein ERCC-6-like. The coding region runs from base 6 to 3866 and encodes 1286 amino acids. The record is from RefSeq and is a predicted model, not a curated record. Gene Ontology annotation, molecular function: ATP-dependent chromatin remodeler activity; ATP binding. Gene Ontology annotation, cellular component: nucleus. Gene Ontology annotation, biological process: transcription-coupled nucleotide-excision repair. Lineage: Eukaryota; Metazoa; Porifera; Homoscleromorpha; Homosclerophorida; Plakinidae. The transcript has 17 exons.
UGGACAUGUCUUCCCAGGAAGAGGCGAGUUCGUCUCGCUUGCCAGGGUUUUCUGUAGAUUCUUCCUUGAUUCCCACUGUAGAGUCAUCGGAGGAGUUAAGGGAAUUGGGAGUAUGUGCAUUCGCUCAGGAAACAUUUGAGAAAGGGUUCAUAGAACAAGUGGACAAGGCCCUUGCUGAGCAAGAGGCUGCUCUAAGAGAAAAGAGGCUAAGGAAAGAUGUUAGAAGAAUUUUAGAUCAGAUUAGGGCUGUUGAAGUAUCUCUAACUCAACACAGCAAAUUAUGUCAGUCAUUAGCUUCUCAACUAGUUCUUACAGCAGAGCAAAAGCUGCAAUUGGUCACAGCAAGAAAGCAACAGAGUGAAAAGCGGAAUGAGCUAACGGAGCUGCGGAAACAGGAGAAAUUGCUAUUUAAAGCUCUUCAAGAAGGAAAAGAAAUCGAUGAUGUGUCAGAGGCAAAAGGUGUCAAUGGCGAGAGUUUAACGUUAGAACAAGAACAAAUGAUUCAGUGUGGCGAGAUGACUCCAUUUGGGACUGUCUUGUCUUCUUUUACGUCUGAAACUGUACAGUCCAACAGGCAGUUGGAAAUUCCAGUUGCUGCAACCACGGAGAAAACUGUACCUGGAGAGGAAAUUGUGCAAGAAAAGUCAAAUAUUAGUAUGUUUACUUCAAAGACAAAGAAGAGGAAUCGUACAGUGGACAAGGGAUUUCAUCACGUUCAACAUGUUCAAGAUGUUGGAAAAGAUGGUGAUGGUGAUGGUGAUUAUGUUCCUAAUAUGUCUGAGUAUUGUGAAAGCUUUUAUUCAAGUGCCAGCGAUGAUAGCGAGUCUACCUGUGAGCCUGAUGCAAAGAGAAGACAUCAAUUUGAAGGACAAAGCAGAUUAAAAGACAGAUACCAACCACGGGACUUUUCUGAUGAUGAAGACAAGUAUUCAUCUAAACGGAAAUUAAGAAGGCAGACAAUUAGACUCAGUUGUCAAGAUGAUGGCAAUGAGGAGCUUUAUAAGAAAAGGUUGAGGCAAUAUGAAAGGAAAAAGGAAAGAAAGCUGCAAAGAAAUCAGCAGCAGCUUGAGGCUGCUGAAUUGGAUGAUGUUGAUAUCGCCUACAGUAGUGACUCUUUAGAGAGUGAUGGAUGUGUUAUGUUACAAUGCCUACAAGAAGAAGACAUGGUUUUUGAGGGUGGACUGAAGGUUCCAGGACCAAUAUGGUCUAAACUCUACAAAUAUCAGAAAACAGGAGUUAAAUGGUUAUGGGAACUACACGGUCAACAGUGUGGGGGCAUCCUUGGUGAUGAUAUGGGACUAGGGAAAACAAUUCAAGUCAUUGCCUUUCUGGCAGGUUUGCAGUAUGGGAGAGUUAACACACGAAUAACAAGAAGAAUUGGUUUAGGUUCUGUUCUUGUUGUCUGUCCAGCAACUGUGAUGCACCAGUGGGUGAGAGAAUUUCAUACUUGGUGGCCAAUAUUUAGAGUUGCUGUUCUUCACAAUACAGGCUCGCAUGUCGGUUCCAAGAAAGAGUUAGUGAAACGAAUUGCUCUUCACCCAGGUGUGCUUGUGACCACAUACUCUACUUUGAGGAGCUUUAGAGAUAGCCUGCUUGAGCAUAUGUGGGAUUAUGUAAUUCUAGAUGAAGGUCACAUUAUUCGAAAUCCAGACUCAGAGAUAACACUUGCUUGUAAACAGUUUCGAACACCUCACAGACUAAUACUUUCUGGAUCACCAAUCCAAAACAAUUUGCGAGAGCUAUGGUCAUUGUUUGACUUUAUCUUUCCUGGCAAACUGGGCACACUUCCUGUAUUUAUGGAGCAGUUUUCCGUUCCCAUAACUAUGGGCGGUUAUGCUAAUGCAUCAACAGUUCAGGUUCAAACAGCUUAUCGGUGUGCUUGUGUUUUACGAGACACAAUUAGUCCAUACUUGUUGAGAAGGUUGAAAGCAGAUGUUCAGAUGUCACUCCACUUGCCAAGCAAAAAUGAACAGGUGUUGUUCUGUCAGCUUACUCCUGAGCAAAUUCACCAGUACAAGAAAUUUUUAAGCUCAGAGGAGGUGGAAAUGGUGAUGGGACAAAAGCAUGAACUUCAGAUAUUUCCUGCUCUCAUGACGUUGCGUAAGAUAUGCAAUCACCCUGAUCUGGCAAGUCCUGAAUUUUAUGAUCUUGGUGGGAAUGCAAAGGGUUCUAGUGAUGCUUCAAAGACAUCUAGUAGAACAGCUGUGCUGCAGUCACAAUCAGAGUCGAGUGACAAGGAUUAUGGUUUCUGGAAGAGAUCAGGCAAACUAGUUGUUGUAAACUCUUUGUUGAGAUUGUGGAAACGACAGGAUCACCGAGUGCUUAUCUUUACUCAAACGAGACAGAUGUUGAAUAUUAUUGAGAAGUAUGUACAGUUGAAAUGCUACAAGUACCUUCGAAUGGAUGGUGCAAUUUCUGUUGGGUCUCGUCAGCCACUUGUAAAGAAAUUUAAUCAGGAUUCAAGUAUCUUUCUGUUUCUUCUCACUACACGUGUUGGAGGGCUAGGGAUUAAUUUGGUUGGUGCAGAUCGUGUAAUUAUUUUUGAUCCUGAUUGGAAUCCAAGUACAGAUAUUCAAGCUCAAGAGCGAGCCUGGCGUAUUGGUCAGAGGAGAAAUGUAACAAUAUAUCGCCUGUUAACAUCAGGAACUAUUGAAGAGAAGAUAUACCAUCGUCAAAUCUUUAAGCAGUACUUGACUAAUAAAAUUUUAAAGAAUCCCAGUCAAAGGCGCUUCUUCAAACAAAAUGAUCUGUAUGAAUUAUUUACCCUCUCAACUGCUGAUGAGACCCAAGGAACUGAGACCAGCGCCAUCUUUGCUGGCACUGGCUCAGAUGUGAUUGUUUCAUCUGUAAGACCAAAGCAGCUAGAUUGUAAAAAACAAAGAAUACAUAACAAAAGCAAAGACAAAGUGUUGGAAAUGAUCAAGAGAAUAUCUCAAUCGCUAGGAAAGGAAAGUAAUGUUGAACCUCUUAAAGAAUCAUCAAAAGAACAAGAACAUUUGUCUGAAAAGAGUAAACGAAAAGCAAGGAAGAAGGCCGGAUCUACUCUAGAGGGUUCUUAUGUUGAUGGUCUGGAGCGCUCUGCAGAAUACAGACUGAACGACAAAGAGGGAGUUAAGGAGCAGAGAGCUGAGUUUGACCAAUACAAGACUCAAGAGGACUAUAUCUUGCACAAACUGUUCAAGAAGUCAGGUCUUCACAGUGCUCUUCAACAUGAUACCAUAAUGGAAGCCAGCAGUGUUGAUCAUGUACUGAUAGAAAGUGAUGCAAAUCGUGUUGCUCAAGAAGCAGCCAGAGCUCUGAGACAGUCUCGUCGUCAGUGUUUAGCUGCAGCUGCAGCCCGUGGUCAUGUAGGGACCCCAACGUGGACAGGUAACGCUGGAAUUGUAGGAGGACCAAAAAGCACCGUCAGGCCAAGAUUCGGUGCCAAAAGAAAGUCUUUUCAUGUGAGUAAUGCAGACAGUACAGCUGUGGAAAGAACUGUUGAGCAAAACGCCAACAGUGCGCAUUGCUCCAUAGUUGCUCAGUCAGCACCUUCUUCUGCUAAUUUGUUGGAAGAAAUGAGGUCAAGGAAUGCUCCUCUUGCGGACGUUCUUAAUCCUCCUAGGUCUGAAGAAGAUGGGGGUCAAUCCAUGCAGUCUUUACCUACUGGUGAAUAUGACCGUCUUAUUGAUGACAUUCGAAUGUUUGUAGCAUUUCAAUGUCAUGUGGAUGGUCAGGCAACUACACAAGAAAUCUUAACUAACUUUGCUCCCAGGUUGAAGAGCAGAGACUCUUCAGUUUUUCGGGCUAUGCUCAGACAGAUAUGUGACUUCGAGCGGGAUGAUACGAGAAGUGGUGUGUGGAGACUGAAAGCAGACUACAGGUAGUGCGACAGUCAAUUAUAUACGCAUGCGCCUUUUGUCAUUGCUUCUUAUCUAAACAUUUGGUCUACUGUGUUUGAUAUCUUAUUCACUAUAUUCAGACCAUUCUUCUGAUGCAACCGAAUCGUAGCUAGAGGAUGAUACUUUUGUCUGUUUGUUCGCUAAUUGCUUUUGACCCCAGAUGGUCAUCACUCCUUCAAACGCUGACUCAAACCUUUUCGCUUUACGCCGUCGAUCGCCACAGACUUGGCGGACGGUGUGCAUCACUGAGAGUUUGA